This is a messenger RNA of Zonotrichia leucophrys gambelii, 1317 nucleotides long. It is a transcript of the gene ZBTB3, whose product is annotated as zinc finger and BTB domain containing 3. Gene Ontology annotation, cellular component: nucleus. Bases 36 to 1169 code for a protein of 377 amino acids. The record is from RefSeq and is a predicted model, not a curated record. The transcript has 2 exons. Gene Ontology annotation, molecular function: protein binding; DNA-binding transcription factor activity, RNA polymerase II-specific. Gene Ontology annotation, biological process: regulation of transcription by RNA polymerase II. NCBI's taxonomy places the organism in Eukaryota, Metazoa, Chordata, Aves, Passeriformes, Passerellidae.
GGCGGGGCGUGAGCAGGCCGCGGCUUUGUGCCCCGAUGGAGUUCCCCGAGCACAGCCGGCAGCUGCUGCGGGGGCUGCGCGAGCAGCGCUCCCGGGGGAUCCUGUGCGAUUGCACGGUGCUGGUGGGCACCGCGCCGUUCCCCGCGCACCGCGCCGUGCUGGCCGCCUGCAGCUCCUUCUUCCACCUGUGCUACGCCGAGCCGGGCGGCGCGGGAGGAGCGCGGGGCGCCGUGGUGGCGCUCAACAGCGACAUCGUCACCGCGCCGGCCUUCGCGCUGCUGCUCGAGUUCAUGUACGAGGGGCGGCUGGCGCUGGCGGCGCCGCUGGAGGACGUGCUGGCCGCCGCCUCCUACCUGCACAUGAACGACGUGGUCAAGCUGUGCAAGAAGAAGCUGCAGGCGCGGGGCCCGGCCGAGGCCGACAGCACCAAGCGGGAGGAAGAGGAGGAGGAGGAGGACGCGCCCAGCCCGCCCCCGCCGCAGCCGCCGCCGCCGCAGCCCCCGCAGCUGCUCCCGGAGGAGGCGCCGGAGCCGCCGCUGGUGGACGCGGCCGACACGACCCAGCCCGGGGUGGGGGUCGGCGUGGAGCGACCCCCGCCCAGCCCCAGCAGCUCCAGCGAGGCCGCGCCGGGGCCCGGAGCCGCCGCUGCCGCCGCCGCCGCCGUUCCCCUCCCUCCAUCCGCGGGCGGGGGUCCCUGGGCCGCGCCCCCCGUGCCCAUCAAAGCCGAGGCCAUCGUGAUCUCGGACGAGGAGCCCGACGGUUCCCGCCGCCCCCCUGCGCCCCCUCCCCCGCCGCCACCGCCGCCGCCCCCAGCCCCGGCCCCGGCCCGAGCGGCGCAAUUCGGGGAGGGGGCGGCGCUGGGCGCGGCGGCGCUGGGGGGGCUGCGGGAGCCGCUGUUCCUGGCGCCGCUGGAGCCCCGCGGGAGCUUCGGGCUCUUCGCCGAGGAGGCGCCGACGUGCCCGACGUGCGGGAAAACGUUCUCGUGCUCGUACACGCUGCGGCGGCACGCCACCGUGCACACCCGCGAGCGGCCCUACGAGUGCCGCCACUGCCUGCGCUCGUACACGCAGAGCGGGGACCUGUACCGGCACGUCCGCAAGGCGCACAGCCACGGCGGGCCCGCCCGCGGCCACCGCGAGCCCAACCGCGACGGCGACAACCCGCCCUGACCGCCGCCGCACCCGCCCGGGCACCGGCACCGAGCGAGCCGAGCCGAGCCGGGCCGGGCGGGGCUUGGAUGGGGACAGCGGGAUGGGGACGAUGCUCUGACCGGGACACCGGAAUGGGGACAGCCGCUCUUACCGGGGAACCGGGAAU